ACGCGUUUUUGCGAUAGCGCUGCUGCUAUUACUGCGGUAAAUGUCGUCGUAGUAGGUUAUUGUUUCAACUUCGCGUAGCGUCCCAGUAAACCACAUUCAGUUGUUUAGUUUAUUCCCAAAUGGCAGGCAAAAUUAGUUCGUUAAAAAUAAUCAGGGCAACUAACAAAGCACACCAAGCUUCUGUUAUAUUCUUUCACGGAUCAGGCGAUACCGGCUCAGGAAUCUACGACUGGGUUAAAUUUCUCAUUGGGGACAUUUCACAGCCUCAUAUCAAGUUUGUUUUUCCUACAGCUCCAUCCAGACCUUACACACCACUAAAUGGAGAGAAAAGUAACGUUUGGUUUGAUCGUCUGGACAUCACUCCGGAUGUCCCAGAAGAUAAACCCACACUGGAAUCAAUGGGCUCUGAAGUAAGGAGGCUUAUUGAUGAAGAAAUCAAAUCUGGCAUAUCACUAGAUAAAAUUGUAGUGGGUGGCUUCUCAAUGGGUGGUGCCCUGGCCCUACACACUGCCUAUCAUUGGCUACCAGGUUUGGCUGGUGUGUUUGCCAUGUCCUCAUUCCUUAAUCACAAUUCCAUUGUCUAUGAACACCUUAAACAGAAUCCAUCAAAAAUUCCUUUGUUAAUGUUCCAUGGAGAUAGAGACACACUAGUACCCCAAGCAUGGGGUGAGAAAACGUUUAAAUGCCUGCAAGAUCUUGGUGUGCAGGGGAAAUUUGUGCCAUUGUCCAACACACUGCAUGAGCUCAAGAAAAAGGAGCUCCAGGAAUUGAUGGAGUGGAUAAAACGACUCCUUCCUUAUGAGAAAGCUGUUUGAUGUAGAGACAAUUAGCAGAAAAGGUCAGGCGGCCAUCUUGCAUGAAGCCGAAGGUAAUAAGACAAUAUUAAAUGAAUCUAGUACAUACAAGAGAUGAAUAUUACAAAAUUUAGCAAUCAAAAUACCAAAUGAAACUAGUACAUUUAAGAGUAAAUUCAUUAGUUACCAGAGCAAGCAAGGAAAGAGUAGAUUGUGUGUGAUGAAGGGUAGAAAAGCGGAUGGUAUUAGAGCUUAUAGGGUAAUAAAACGUCAAUUAACAUUUGGCUUGCGCUUGCAAACGAGGGAAAAAGGCCGUAAAAAAGGGGUGGAGGAGAAUUACAAAUUGUUAUUAUUGAUUUCGAAUUCUAUUUGCAAUAUGAAUGUGAACUGCUCUUCUUUGGACACUUGCGCCACACACUGCAAAUUUGCACAUUUGCCAAUAAAUUUAAGCCAAGAAAAGGAGCGGCAACUAUUCGUCGUGAAACACCCUUAAUAUCACUGCCAUAUUAAUAAUACAUAUGUUGGUGUCUACUAAGAAAACAAAAAAUAUGAAUAUUGAAAUUUUUAUGAUGUCUACACACAAAACUGAAGUCUAGUGAAAGCUUUUUGACGUAGAUGUUUGUUAGAAAAUUGGUAUACAAUGUUUAUUACGUGGAUUUAUAUAUUUUAUGAAUGUUCUCUUCGUAAGUAAAAAAAAAAGAAGUUCUAAUACAUAAAAA
Messenger RNA from Dalotia coriaria, 1513 nucleotides. Its product is annotated as lysophospholipase-like protein 1. The transcript is spliced from 3 exons. NCBI's taxonomy places the organism in Eukaryota, Metazoa, Arthropoda, Insecta, Coleoptera, Staphylinidae. The record is from RefSeq and is a predicted model, not a curated record. Gene Ontology annotation, cellular component: cytoplasm. Gene Ontology annotation, biological process: protein depalmitoylation. Gene Ontology annotation, molecular function: carboxylic ester hydrolase activity; palmitoyl-(protein) hydrolase activity. Bases 120 to 815 code for a protein of 231 amino acids.